AUGUCGAAACAGAAAUUAAAUUUCGCAUUCAUCGGGUGUGGGGGCAAUGCACGUGGACACGGACGCAGUGUCUCAAGUGUCGAAGGUGUAGAGAUUGUUGCUCUUGCCGAUCCAAGUGAAGCUUCUCUUGAUGCGUUUAAAGAGACCGUCGGUUUGGAAGAUUCACUUCCCACUUACACCGACCACGUUGAGAUGUUAGAUGCCGUCAAACCGGAUGCCGUCGUCAUUAGUUCACCGCACGGUCUCCAUUUCCAGCAUAUUAUGGAUGCGCUUGACGCAGGAUGCCACGUCCAUACCGAGAAACCGAUGGUCUGCACGGUGGAUCAUGCCAAGCAGGUGAUUGCGAAGGUAGAAGAGACCGGUUUGCACCUGAUGAUAGGUUACCAACGGCAUUUGAGCCCUACCUAUCAAUACUGUCGCCGAGUGGUCCAGAGUGGUGAACUCGGGCGCGUUAACUUCGUCUCUGCACAUCAGUCUCAGAAUUGGUAUCGGAAUCAACAGGGCAAAUGGCGACAAGACCCGUUUCUCGGUGGUGGUGGGCAACUGAACGACUCAGGGAGCCACCUGAUUGAUAUUCUCCUCUGGGUGUUGGAAGCCAGUCCCGACACUGUCUUCGCGAUGAUAGACAACUUAGACAUUGAAGUAGAUGUCCUCACGGCGAUGUCGAUUAAGUUUGAUACAGGUGCCUUGUGUAAUAUCAGCAUUGUCGGACAUGCGUAUGGCGGCGUUCGAGAAGAUUUUUCCAUCUGGCUUGAAGAGGGCGCGCUGUAUCUCCGCGCAGGUCAGCUCCACCGCCAAGAAGGGGACGGGAAGUCGGAACUUGUUGAUGACUCUGAAAUGCCGGAACAAGCCAACAAGGAUGUCGCUUUUAUUGAACUGAUCCGUGGUGAACGGACAGAGAAUCCGAUCGGUGUUGAAAACGGAUUGCGCGUCAUCCAGUUAACCGAAGCUGCCUGGCAAUCCGCCGAACUCGGCAGACCCGUCAAGGUCGAUCUGAGUUGA
This is a messenger RNA of Geodia barretti, 1002 nucleotides long. The record is from the annotation of a GenBank genome assembly. Lineage: Eukaryota; Metazoa; Porifera; Demospongiae; Tetractinellida; Geodiidae.